Messenger RNA from Lindgomyces ingoldianus, 1053 nucleotides. RefSeq names its product putative ribonuclease p/mrp subunit. Lineage: Eukaryota; Fungi; Ascomycota; Dothideomycetes; Pleosporales; Lindgomycetaceae. Bases 1 to 1053 code for a protein of 350 amino acids. The record is from RefSeq and is a predicted model, not a curated record. The transcript has 4 exons.
AUGUAUCGCUAUAUUGAAAUAUCGUUUAAUCGCGCAUCGCGCCAUCGAGAGUUGACUGUACACGGUCUUGGAGGUGAUAGAGCCAAGACCUGGACUUGGGAGGGGGACGGUAGGAAGCAUUUUUGGCCGAAAGACCUCCUACCGCAAGCUUGUCCAACGGCUCGAAUUCUUUCUUUUGGUUACAAUGCUGAAUUCGCCCACUUCUUUCCGUUCUAUGGCCCAAAGUUUAUGCCGGAGCAGUUGACCAUCGACGACCAUUCGACAGCGCUGUUCCAGAGCCUGAUUGGUCUGCGUGAGAAAACCAAGACCGCAGAUCGCCCGGUGAUUUUCGUCUGUCAUAGCCUAGGGGGCCUUGUUUGCGCCAACGCGCUGUCAAGGCACCACGGGACGGAUCUGGCCGGCGCAAGUCUCGUGGAGAAAACGAUUGGGGUUGUCUUUCUUGGAACACCGUUUGAAGGGUCUUCGAAGGCGAAGUGGGCCGGGAGGGCUCUCAGAAUGCUGGACUGGGUAAGCACGACACACAAGGAUGAUGUGAAAGAUCUUGAAGAGCGCUCGGCAAAGCUCAUGAGCAUCAACGAUGCUUUUCAGAAAUUUCUCAAAGCGCGAGACCGGUCAGAAGCAAGGCGAUUCGUUGAGGUAGCUUGUUUCUUCGAGCAGUAUGUCAUGUACAAGGCUGGGAAAAAGAUUGGAGUCAUCGUACCUAAGGAGUCAGCUUGUCUUCCCGGCAUCGAUCCGCAGUCGAUCCAAGCUAACCAUGUCGACAUGUGCAAGUUCGAAGACGAAGACAGGGAGGGAUACAAGAACAUUUCACAACGGUUGAGUCAAUGGGUAUCGGAUCUCGACAAGCGGCAUGGGGGUUCUACUGCUAAGAGCCAGACGCACUCGGUGUUCAUGGGCGACGUUAACUACCAAGACAAGAUUGAGAACAACCGAGGGGUGGUAAUGGGCCAUGCCCACAGCACGGCCACAGACGGGGUUAGAAUAACUGGAAGCAGUACCAGCAACACAUAUAACGGCAUUAACCCGAAUGAUUUCAGCGCGACCCCUGGAUAG